UCGCUUCCCUCCACAUCUAUAUCCGAACCAAAUUCCCUCCCUUCCUUCUUCCCACACUUUUCCCUCGUUUUCUGCUCUUCGUUUACCUUCCUCCCUCCCGCUUUUUUUUUUCUUUUCCAUUUUCUUGCUUCCCAAACCGGCCAGAUCUCCAAGACUCCACCCGAUUUCAACCCCAAUUCCAGUUCCCGCCAUCGCUAACUGAACAAUUUCCCCAAACCUCUUCCAGCUUCACCGGUCUUCUUCUCUUCUUCGAGGACCACAGAUGUCGAAUUCCGAGCCUCCUGCUGGUUCCGAAGCGACGCCGCCACCGCCACCGCCGCCGGCACAACAGCAACAGCAGCAGAGCGUCCCCGCCACCGUCGUCCCGUCGCCCUCCUCCAGGCCUUCUUCUCUUAUUCGAGGACCACAGAUGUCGAAUUCCGAGCCUCCUGCUGGUUCCGAAGCGAUGCCGCCACCGCCCCCGCCGCCGGGACAACAGCAACAGCAGCAGAGCGUCCCCGCCACCGUCGUCCCGUCCCCCUCCUCCAGUGCGCCGAAGCCUAAGCUGGCUUUCUCUACUGCGAAGCCUCCGUUCUCUUCUCCUGGCGACUAUCACCGAUUCAGUACCCACCCUCGCCGCACCGCUGAUCAGGAGCCCGAGGCAAUCAUCGUCAAAUCGCCGCCAUUAAAGCGGAAGGGUGAUACAGCAGCACAUGAAGCUGAGUAUAGAGAGUGGAAUGUUAGCUCGGCAUAUACUGAAGUUGCAAACAGUCCCAUCCAGACACCGGUCUCCGGGGAAGGUGAAAAAGCUUCGAAGGCAUCCAACGGUUCAAGGAGUACUAAAUCUGCACAGCAGAACGACAAUGCAAAUACUGGUUUGCCUGGCAAUAAUCUUACUUCAACUGGUCCUUUUCGUGACGAUAGCUCUCUAGGUCUCCUAACAAAGAAAUUCAUCAAUUUGAUCAAACAUGCUGAAGAUGGAAUUCUUGAUCUCAAUAAAGCUGCUGAAACUUUAGAGGUUCAAAAAAGACGCAUAUACGACAUAACAAAUGUACUGGAAGGAAUUGGUCUGAUAGAAAAGAAGUUCAAGAACAUAAUUCAAUGGAAGGGACAUGAUGCCACUCCAGGAGAGACUGAUGAGAGUGCUACUAGUUUGCAGGAAGAAAUUGAAAAUCUCAACAUUGAGGAAAGCAGUUACGAUGAGCGGAUAAGGGAAGUGCAAGAGAGGCUGAGAGUCCUCAGCGAGGAUAGCAACAAUCUUAGGUUUCUUUUUGUCACCGAGGAUGAUAUCAUCAACUUACCCGGUUUCCAGAAUGAAACACUAAUGGUUAUCAAAGCUCCACGUGGUACUACAAUUGAGGUCCCUAAACCUGACGAGGCUGUUGACAAUGCUCAGAGAAGAUACAGAAUGGUGGUCAGAAGUACAACGGACCAUAUAGAUGUCUAUCUUGUCAGCAAAUUUGAAGUGAAGAGUGAGGAGAUCCAGGGCGUUGAACCGCCAGCCCCUAGCCUUCCAUCUACCUCCGUCAUAAACGAUAAUCCAGCAACUACCACAGUGGUUACGGAGAAGAGUAGUAAAGGAAAGGAGAUUGCAGUAGAGGGACAGGAUGUUCUUAAUUCUCCUCAUGAUCCUUUCAGUGGCAUCAUGAAGAUUGUUCCUAGUGAUGCUGAUCGUGAUGCAGAUUACUGGUUUUUGUCGGACGCCGAAUAUAGCCUCACAGACAUGUGGCGAACUGAUCCCACCGUCGGGCUUGACUGGGACAACCUUGGCAUUUCAAAUACCAGCAGCAGCAGCAGCAGCAGCAGCAGCAGCAUACCACCAAACACUCAAACUCCACCACCUUCCGAUCCAACCACAGAACCACCACCUUCCAAUCCAACCAAAAAACCGCCACCUUCUGCUUCAAACACCACUCCACCGUGAAACUAUGUCACUCUCUCCUAGAUAUCACAUCAGUGUAAAGAGAAGAAACUACUGCAGAACGCGCAAGUGGAAGCAGCCUGAGUUCCAUGUACAGCGGAAGGAAGCAACAAUUGUCUGUGAAUGAUUCAUGUCUAGUUAGCUAAUAAGAAGACGGCUCAUUU
Linum trigynum is the source of this 2064-nucleotide messenger RNA. Lineage: Eukaryota; Viridiplantae; Streptophyta; Magnoliopsida; Malpighiales; Linaceae. The record is from the annotation of a GenBank genome assembly.